AUGGCAGAGGAAGAAGGACACGAAAACAUGGCCAUUGUUGGGGUACUCAUAGGCUUGAUUACCUUCCUAAGUUUCGUCUUGGUAUGGAUCAUGUUUCCGCCUCUGAUGGAUUUAAUUCGAAGGAAAAUGCCAGUGUCACAGAAACGGAUUGACCGACGGUAUGCGACAAUUGAUGGUUGGCUUAUCAGCAAGAGAGUCCAACCGCAUGAUGCCUGCUGUGAACUGUUAAUCAGACAGUUGGCGGAGAAUCCCGAAAAGUAUGUCAAGCCACCAUGCACCAGCUGCUCAUCGGAUACAUCUUCGGCAACACAAUCUUCCUGCUCUGGUAGCUCUUGCAGUGGUUGCAGCAACUCCUCUAGCAACAAGAAAGAUGCACCACCACCUCAAAAACGAUAUAUCUUUAAUCCGGGCGCCAUGCUCACCAAACUAUCAUCUAUUCAUUGGGAAACGGAGGAUGCUGAUAAACAAAAGGGCGACGACAUGAUAGAAGAAGAUCCAGAACUUCAGUUGGAGGAGCCUCAGGAUGAUCAAUCGGUUAGUACAGAUGGCGACGAUUUGAUGGAUGAUAAUGGGGAUAUUAUGAAUAAAAAAUGUGCCAUUUGCUUGGAAAAGUUUCGUAUCGGCGAGGCUGUUUCUUGGUCGUGUGACAUUUCUUGCCAACACGUCUUUCACCACGAGUGCCUGAGGAAUUGGUUGCUUCGCCGGGUUCAAUGUCCGUGCUGUCGAACCAUUGUUCUUCCAGUCGACAAGCCGAAGCUAAAAUUGCAAUCUAGCAAGCGACCGCGGCGAUUGUUUGGUGGAGAAAAGUUCACUUCCGAAGAGCUGAAAGAAAUGGCCUCUGUACGAUCCAAGUAUUUGACACGAACCUACUUUUGUGUGGAAGAGGGAUUGAUCAUACUCCGGUCAAUAGAAGAUGACCGAAAGAAAAGGGAAGCAGCAGCAGCGGCAGCCUCGAAGGCAGCACCUACAACCAAUGAUACCGAAAGGACUGUAAAAGACGACGAAGAUACCAAUUCAUCCUGCUCUAGCACUCCCUCCGAGACGAAACGAAACUUUCUGUUUUGGAAGUGCAAACGCCAAGAUGAUACCGCUGAUGGGAAUGGAAGUGAUCUUUUAAAUACAACUAGAAGCAUGUGCAGUGGUGACAGCUUUGGAGAUGUAGAUGACGAAGAGGGUGCUACACCAUACCAGUUGCGUCGUUGCAGCACAGGCCCAACCAUAAGCAUGGGAAGUGGCCCCAGUGAAGCCUUUGACAGUUCUGCGUUUGAUGACUCGGAUUUGGAAGCUGCCGACUCGACCGAUGCCAGCGAGACCGAUCAAGGCCUCGGUAAUAGCUGCCGAACGAGCGACGAUGAAUAUGGCCGCAGCUACAGGUCUGAUCAUGACCUUGGCAGCAGUUACCAGACGAACGAAGAUGAAGAUGGUCGCGACAUUAUCAAAAGUUGCCGGGCAAGUGAGGAUGGAAUUGAUGAUGUAUCUUCUUCAUCUUCAUCCGCUGAAAAAAAGGACAACGAAGAAGAACCAAUCGACCAAAGUGAACGGACUCAUAAUGGUAUGGAGAUUGUCCACCUUGACGUUAUUGCCUAA
Molecule: messenger RNA, 1587 nt
Organism: Cylindrotheca closterium
Lineage: Eukaryota; Bacillariophyta; Bacillariophyceae; Bacillariales; Bacillariaceae
Source: the annotation of a GenBank genome assembly